AUGGCCGCCACUUCUCCCGCGGCCGUCUUGCUCGGCAGACAGUUGAAACAAAUGCAAUCCGACAAAGAUAUCCCUGGCAUCAGCUGCGGCUUGGUGGACGACAACAUCUUCGAAUGGAGUGUAAUGCUUAUUCCUAACGACGACUGCAAAUACUAUGGCGGUGGCUUCUUUCGCGCACGUCUAUCAUUCCCACAGGACUACCCGCUGAUGCCACCCAAAAUGAAGUUCGAGACGCCGAUUUUCCAUCCUAACAUCUAUCCUUCAGGCGAAGUCUGCAUCUCGAUCCUCCAUCCUCCCGAAGAAGACCAAUACGGGUAUGAGUCUGCCGCUGAGAGAUGGUCGCCCGUACAGUCUCCCGAAUCGAUAUUGAUUUCGGUGAUCAGCAUGCUGAGUAGCCCGAACGACGAGAGCCCGGCCAAUGUCGAUGCAGCGAAACUAUGGAGACAGGAUCCCAAGGCAUUCAGACGGAAGUGUCAGAGGAUUGUGCGAGAAAGCGUCGGAGAAGAAUGA
Messenger RNA from Capronia epimyces CBS 606.96, 510 nucleotides. RefSeq names its product ubiquitin-conjugating enzyme E2 G1. NCBI's taxonomy places the organism in Eukaryota, Fungi, Ascomycota, Eurotiomycetes, Chaetothyriales, Herpotrichiellaceae. The coding region runs from base 1 to 510 and encodes 169 amino acids. The transcript has 2 exons. The record is from RefSeq and is a predicted model, not a curated record. Gene Ontology annotation, cellular component: endoplasmic reticulum; cytosol.